Messenger RNA from Ambispora gerdemannii, 801 nucleotides. The record is from the annotation of a GenBank genome assembly. Lineage: Eukaryota; Fungi; Glomeromycota; Glomeromycetes; Archaeosporales; Ambisporaceae.
AUGAGCGAGCAUCAGAAGCAACAACAAUUAUUUCCAGAUUAUUACUCUUUCUCGUUCUUACAAAAUGACCAUGAGAGUAUAUCCCCCAGUUCGAUAGAUCCUUACCCAUAUUAUGAUGAUAACAAUAAUAAGCGAAAUGCCGUUAAUCAUCAUAAUGAAGUGGUAUUACAUUUCACCACAUUCAAUGAGAAUACUAAGAACAUCAAUGAUAAUGAACAAUUAGUAUUCUAUAGUGCCAGUUGUAGUAGUAAUAGCACCAACGAGUCAAUUUUAAUUCAUACUCCGUUAUCUUCGUCAAUUAUAGCAUCAAACAAUUAUUCUGCUGUGACCAAUAACAAUCCUAUUGUUAAUAUUUCUUCGAUACCAGAUUUUUCGAAAACUCGAUUAAUACCCGUAAUCGAGAGUAAAGAUGACUCAUAUAUCAAUUACCAAUCAUUACAAAAAAGACCAACCACCACCAAAACACAGCAUUUACGAGCAUUACACGAGAAAGAGGAUUCGAUUAGUGUAAUGACUGAUAUCGAUGAUGAUUACGAUGAAAAUCGUAGCAUCAGUGAUACCCCUCCUAUGAAGUCAGAGGAUAACAACAUUGUCAAUAAAAAAUUUAACGAUGAUUGGCAAUUGCGAUUCGUUGAUAGUCCCGAGGAUGGUGUCAUCGAAAGGUUCAACACGGCAAGAAGGAAUACAGUAAGCAUCUCAAAGGGAAUUAGUGCUACUAGGGUUGAAGAGAGACUGCCGUAUGUUAUGCUGAAUAUCGAGAAUUAUAAUUGGCGGGAUUGUGUAGAUGUUGGACUAGAAUGA